GGCGCUGCUGCUGCUUUCGCCACCGCCGCUGCUAUCGCUGCUGCACUUGGUCCAGCCGCCAGGCCCAGUGCUCUGACUUUACCGGACCAGGGCGUUCUGCGGAGGCACCCUUACUCUUUUGGAGGCCCGGGCGCCUUGCCAGGCGAGGAGGGGGUGCUCCGUUUGCGGGAGACAGGGAGGGAGGAGCCUGGAACCUGGGCCAGCACCCGUCGCGGGAUCAAGAAGAGGACAGGUUGAGGGGCGUCGGGGAAGGGGGGUUGCUAUAGGUAGUCCCCGGGAGGAGGAGGACGCCCUGUCGCAGAAAGCUCCGAUGCACUGACUUCUAGAGGGCCUGUUCACAUUUGGGAACUGGUGACAGCAUGGGUGCACUCCUCUUGGGGGGCUGGUUGGAACAGAGGGCGUAGGAUCUAAAUAGCACCAGCAGUCCCCAAGGAAAUUAAGGGGCAGCCAGAAGGGAAAAAAAAAAAAAACCCAGAUGGUCCUUAUUUUGAGGUGACAGCCCUUCAGGCAAUCACCUGGUGUAGCCAACAGGAACGGUGGAUUUGGAGGUGACUUCAGAGUGGAGGGUAAUAAGGUGAGGAAAGGGGCUCAGCAACUAGAACCCUGUGCCACUAGAAAUGGGAGUGACUUGGUGAAAAAAGGCAUUGUCCAGAGACAGAGUCUGGGAACCCGUUCUCACUGAACAGGGACAGCCUGGAUAUUCAGAGACACAGUUUGGGGGAUUUCAGUGAAAAACGUAGGGGAUCGUCCUCACUUAGAGGAUGGCAAAGAGAGCAAGGUGGGGCUCUUCUCUGACAUUGGCAGUGCCCCAAUAGGGGUGGGGUGAGCUAAUAUCCUCAAAGCUAAGGAUCCACAAUCUGUAUUUUACAAGAGUGGAUUUGGCAGGAGUACAGAGGCCACCAAAAUAGGGUGAAAAUUGGAACCACAUACUGGACAUUUUAAGGAUUUUGACUUUGGGAUAGGGGGAGUGGGACUGGGUACAAAGAGCAGGGGAGGGGUAGUUCAGUAGGGCUCAAAAGUUGAGGGCGGGAUUAACUGAGAGGUACAUAGGUUGCUGGGUUCAGUGGAGCUAGCCCCAGGGUUCAAGGUGGGAGCUGAAGGUUGGAGGGGGUUGCUGAGGCUUAUCCUAAAGUCCUGUGGGUGGGGCGGAGAGUCUGGGAAGAGAGUCGAGAGCAUGCCGUGGUGGUGAGCGGCUUCUCUGGGGAGUCCAGCACACUCCCAGUGCCUGCUGGUUUGGGGGUGUCUCCUCCCGGGGCGCCAUGGCGGCGCUGGCCAGUAGCCUGAUCCGGCAGAAGCGGGAGGUCCGAGAGCCCGGGGGCAGCCGGCCCGUGUCGGCGCAGAGACGCGUGUGUCCCCGCGGCACCAAGUCCCUUUGUCAGAAACAGCUCCUCAUCCUGCUGUCCAAGGUGCGACUGUGCGGGGGGCGGCCCGGACGGCCAGACCACGGCCCGGAGCCUCAGCUCAAAGGCAUCGUCACCAAACUGUUCUGCCGCCAGGGUUUCUACCUCCAGGCAAAUCCCGACGGGAGCAUCCAGGGCACCCCAGAGGACACCAGCUCUUUCACACACUUCAAUCUGAUCCCCGUGGGGCUCCGUGUGGUCACCAUCCAGAGUGCCAAGCUGGGUCACUACAUGGCCAUGAAUGCAGAGGGACUGCUCUACAGCUCGCAACAUUUCACAGCUGAGUGUCGCUUUAAGGAGUGUGUCUUUGAGAAUUACUAUGUGCUGUACGCCUCUGCUCUCUACCGUCAGCGCCGUUCUGGCCGGGCCUGGUAUCUAGGCUUAGACAAGGAGGGCCGAGUCAUGAAGGGAAAUCGAGUCAAGAAGACCAAGGCAGCUGCUCACUUUGUGCCCAAGCUCCUGGAGGUGGCCAUGUACCGGGAGCCUUCUCUCCACAGUGUCCCUGAGACCUCCCCUUCCAGUCCGCCUGCCCUCUGAAAUGUAGACCUUGGACUGGAGGCUCCUGCACUUGCACUGAUCUAGCCACCACCACAGCCUGUCUCCCAGCCCUGCUGCUGGCCCUGCUCCCACCCCAGCUGCCAUACUCAUGCCCUGAGCAGCCGGGUCCCACCAGGUGCUCUACCCUGAGGGGGCCUAGGAAUUGCUGAAACCCUUCGAUUCUUGGAUCCAGGAGGGGGUCGUAGAGGUGGAUGUUUGAAAAUGGUCCUGGCUGAUUGCUCCUUCUCUUUCACACUUGCAUACCCCCGAGGCCUUUUCCCGAGAUGGCACUGGGGGGUUCCAAACUGACGGAACCAGGACACAAAUACUCCCCACCCCAGCCUCAGCCAGUUCCUGGAGCCCUUUUCAUUGCCACUGAGCCAUAGAUUUAUAUGUCUAUUGGAGCUCAGGAUUAGUUUUUUUUCCCUACUCCACCUUCUGCCUUGUUCUGGACAGGUUCUGGAACACCAUGAAUCCCAGCCAGGGCCAUUUCUGUACUAAGGCUCUAUGCUGGAAUGCAGGCAUGCUGCCAGGCUCCGUUCUGGAUCCAUCAGGCUUCCUUGACCCAGAUAGACCCCUGGUUUCCAAGUAGAGAGAGGCUGGAUUUGAGCCCGUCCUUGGCUUUGGCCUGAACUGGGGCCAGUCUCAGAUCACCCCAGGUUUAACCUUUUUUAUCCCAGUGACGCCCAAUUCUAGAGCAUGGUGUUCUAGACACAUAUGGAGCCAUACUUCCUUCUGAAUCUCAGCUCUAGGAUAUAGACCAUGACUCUCCACCCUUCCCUUUGGGAUGGAACUGGAGCCUAGAUAGCCAUAUUAUUGCUCUAGAGUAAGUUCUAGACUCAUUCUUCCACCUUCUGUAGUGAUAUCUAUUAAGGAUGCACUCUGGAAAGGACCCAGCUAUGAUUCAUAAAGAACUGAGUCCUGGAUGAAUUAAGAACUAUUUCUUGUUUUUCCUAGAUAAUUUUUUAAAAAUCUUAUUCUUCCUAUAGAAUGCUAACCUUAUUUUUACAUACAGUUUCUAAUUCCUGCAAAUCAGCUGUGGUCCAGGGAAAUAAAAUCUGAAGAAGAGCAGAAGAGUUUUGGAAGGAACCCUUGGCUCGUAGGGUGGAAGCUAGGAUGGAAAAGGGGCCAAAACCAUGACAUAAUUGGACCUGCACCUGGGUUGGGGGCACAUGAACACUUAGCUACCUCAGCAGGAAUUUCUUCCAGAUCCCCUUUAAAGCUGAGGUCUUUUGGGUAAUGGGUCUAGAAUAAAAAGGACAAAUACAACAUAGCCUUUGACUCCCCCAGUGAGGAGACUCCAACUCAGCAAUAAGUCCCAACACUCUCCUCUAGGUCAGGCCACGGAGGGUGAGGGCCUCUUGGAUUCCAGACCUCAUGUACCCCCAGAGCUUCUAACUGAACAGAACUUGCUUUACUUUACAGCUUAUAACCUCAGCUGUGUUUUAGGUACCCAAAAAGGGCCUGACUAGAUUUUCUUGAAAAACGUGGAGAGUUAAGCGCAGGCUUGGAAAAGAACAGGAACCCACUAGUGAACUAGGAGGUAGACUGAGUAGCGCCAGACCUGGACAGGGUAGACUGAGGAUGCCCUAAAGGGAGGGGCUAGGACUCCGGAGGCAGGUCACUUUCCUCAGGCUCUUUCUACUUCUAGCUUGUUGCAAGAGGGGUUGAUAUUUCUCUCAUCCACAUAGACCCUACCCAGGCUCCAUCACUCCCCUGACUUGACUCCCAGGGGACCUGGUUUCCACUCCAUGCAUUCUCAAUUAAAGAAGGUUUAUACAGCU
This is a messenger RNA of Phyllostomus discolor (pale spear-nosed bat), 3721 nucleotides long. It is a transcript of the gene FGF11, whose product is annotated as fibroblast growth factor 11. The transcript has 5 exons. Gene Ontology annotation, molecular function: growth factor activity; fibroblast growth factor receptor binding. Gene Ontology annotation, cellular component: cytoplasm. Bases 1260 to 1937 code for a protein of 225 amino acids. Gene Ontology annotation, biological process: regulation of cell migration; positive regulation of protein phosphorylation; cell differentiation. Lineage: Eukaryota; Metazoa; Chordata; Mammalia; Chiroptera; Phyllostomidae. The record is from RefSeq and is a predicted model, not a curated record.